Olea europaea var. sylvestris is the source of this 860-nucleotide messenger RNA. RefSeq lists its product as uncharacterized. The transcript has a single exon. The record is from RefSeq and is a predicted model, not a curated record. The annotation marks the transcript as partial. NCBI's taxonomy places the organism in Eukaryota, Viridiplantae, Streptophyta, Magnoliopsida, Lamiales, Oleaceae.
AUUCUGUUUCGCCUUAGGGAUGAUAUUGUCUUUAAAGAUCCACUCAACAAUUUUGUCGGUAUCGAAAACUACAAGUCAAUCUUUUGGGCAUUGAGAUUUCAUGGAAGGAUAUUUUUUAGGGCCGUGUCGGUUGACAUCAUAAGUGUGUGGCAGCCUGUGGAAAACGUGAUAAUGAUUCGCUGGAGUGUUCACGGUAUCCUACGGGUUCCGUGGGAGAGCCGAGGGCGAUUUGAUGGUAUCUCAGAAUACAAGCUUGAUAAAAAUGGGAAAAUCUACGAGCACCUGGUUCACAACAUUGCCUUAAAUGGACCACAAAAGUUUCAAGUGCUCUCUGUGGAGCACUUAAUUCAGUCAAUAGGCUGCCCUUCAACUCCAAAGCCAACUUAUUUUGAGUUCUCGUCCUCUUCCACAAGGAGCAUUGUUCCAUCACAUGACCUUUCAGGGAUUAAGCAUUACUUGGCUUCUUUCCUAAUCAAUUUUCAAGAACCCGAGGCUGAAUGAUGACGGAGAACAUAGAGUUCGUUUGUAAUUAUGAAGUUUUGUUCAGUAUAGCUAUAUAUAACAUCACUUUCACACCCUAUAUCUUGAUUGGAAUACUGGAACCUGGUCUUCACAAACUCCUAAAGUCGACGUUGCUUGGUAAUGCAGGGGCAUAUGCACCGGCAAUCUUGAACUGCUUAGUUUGAAGUUUAAACACUGGGAAUUUUGAAUUGUAUGAAAUCUGUAUGGUCUCAUACUCUGGCUUAAGAACUUGAUCAUUUACUGUGUAUAAGGUAAAUUUUCUGUAUAGCAAAUUAGCUGAGUACACAUAUUUUCUACUGUUGUAGUAAAUUAAUAUAUUCGAUCCGAGCAUUGGGGUA